AUUUCCCUGCGCUCAAGCCCCUCCCCUGGGCCGGACAUCCCCCGAGAGAGAGAGAGGGGCAGGCAGGUCGAGGCAGGCAAAAACCCUCAGAGAACCGCGCCCAGAGGGACCCAAGUUUCUUCCUGGCUCAGCGGCCGCCCUCGCCCAUGCUGCGCCGGCCGCGGGCCGCGAUGGCGGAGGAGGGCUCCUCCUGCCCCUGGCUACGCCUGCCCUGGGCAUCAGCGCUGCGCCCGCUUCUGCCACUGGCCCUCAUCGUGGCGGCGGUCUACGGCUUCCUCUACAGCCCGUGGCUGGCCAAGCAGCAGCAGCCACAGCAGCAGCCCGAGGCACCUUCGGAAAAGUCUCUGGGCAGCUCCGAGUUUUACGCUCAGGCUGUCUGGAAAGCUGGAGAGCGGCGGGGGGUUGGGGAGGCACAGAAGACAGACCCCCCUCCCCUCCCGGGCUGGCAUUUUCUUAGUUCUUUCAUUUUUGUUUUGUUUUUUUCAUCUCUCCGCACACACACACAGUGGGACAUUGCUGAGCUGCAGCUGAACCGCACAGCAGGUGCUCGCCAGGACCCCAGGCUGCGCUGGCAGGCUGGCCCGGCACUCGGCCGCUCCUUCCUGUUUGGACCGGAGCUGGAUGAUGGGCAACUGCGUAUCCAACGUGACGGCAUCUACCGGCUGCACAUCCAGGUCACGCUAGCUAACUGCUCCUGGAUAGGACCCACCCGGCCCCGCGGUGCCACUCUAGCCUUGAGCAUUUGCAAACCGGUCACCCACAGCAUCAGCCUCUUGCGCCUCCACUUCUCCCAGAGUUGCAGCGUCGUCUCCCAGCGCCUGACACCCCUGGCCCGUGGGGACCUGCUGUGCACCAACCUCACACUGCCCCUGGUACCCUCCCAAAACCCCGAUGAAACCUUCUUUGGUGUCCAGUGGGUGCACCCCUGA
Molecule: messenger RNA, 929 nt
Organism: Ochotona princeps (American pika)
Lineage: Eukaryota; Metazoa; Chordata; Mammalia; Lagomorpha; Ochotonidae
Product: CD70 antigen-like
Exons: 3
Coding region: 147-929 (260 amino acids)
Biological process (GO): tumor necrosis factor-mediated signaling pathway; immune response
Cellular component (GO): extracellular exosome; plasma membrane
Molecular function (GO): tumor necrosis factor receptor binding
Source: RefSeq, a predicted model, not a curated record